CUUCCUGUGUAGCAGAAAACGUUAUGGAAAAGUAUGAAACUUACGUUGUUUAUAAUAGUUUUAGUAGUUUUACAUAAUUCACAAGCGAGAUUAUAUCAUUUCAAAGGUAAUAUAGAUCCAUAUGAUAAGAAAUAUGGCCAUUUUUCCGAAAAGGACCGUUUGGAAAGCCUGGAAUCGGUUCGAAAAGUAUUUACCUUUGGAUACGACAAUUAUAUGAAAUAUGCAUACCCUCUAGACGAACUAAACCCCAUUUACUGUGAAGGAAGAGGCCCCGACUACGAUAAUCCAUCUAACAUUAAUAUUAACGAUGUACUUGGGGAUUACAUGCUGACUUUGGUGGACACAUUAGACACCCUUGCUAUUAUGGGAAAUGAAACUGAGUUUAAGAAGGCUGUUCAGUUGGUAAUUGACAACUUGUCCUUUGACAAACCCACAACUGUCCAGGUGUUCGAGGUGACAAUCAGAAUCUUAGGAUCUCUUCUAUCCACUCACCUCAUUAUAACAGACAAGGAGCAGCCAUUUGGAGACAUGAGACUAAAGAAUUAUAACAAUGAGCUGCUGUCGCUAGCCAAUGACAUAGCCUCUAGGUUACUACCGGCCUUUGAGAAUACAGCUACAGGGAUACCAUUUCCUAGAGUAAAAUUAGAUGAAGGAGUUCCAGAGAAUUGUGUGAAUGAGACAUGUACAUCAGGGGCGGGGUCAUUGGUGUUAGAAUUCGGUAUUCUGUCACGCCUAACUGGCGAUCCUAUUUAUGAAUCCUAUGCGAGGCGAGCCGUCAAACGGUUGUGGGAGUAUCGCUCUAACAUUACUGGCUUACCAGGAAAUGUGAUAAACAUACAGACAGGGCAGUGGCUGGGACAGAUGAGUGGACUGGGGGCAGGAUUUGAUUCUUUUUAUGAAUAUUUACUGAAGACCUACAUAUUGUUUGGUGAAACUGAAGACUACAAAAUGUUCAAAGAAUUAUAUGAGUCCAUAAAAUUUCAUAUGAGAAGAGGGAGAUUAAAAUGUAAUAAAGGUGAUGGGAACCCUCCAAUAUAUGUCAACGUAAACAUGAAGACUGGUGACACCAUUAACCACUGGAUUGAUUCGCUGCAGGCGGCGUGGACUGGAGUACAGGUAUUAAAUGGAGACAUUGAUGAAGCAAUAUGUUCUCAUGCCUUGUAUUACUCUUUAUGGAAGAAGUAUGAUGUUCUACCAGAGCGAUAUAACUGGUAUCUUCGUGUGCCAGAAGUAAACUUUUAUCCUCUUCGACCCGAGUUGAUCGAGUCCACAUACUUUUUAUACCAAGCAACAAAGAACCCUUUCUACCUCCAUGUAGGACGAGACAUUCUGUAUAACCUGAUUAACUACACCCAGGCUGAAUGCGGCUAUGGAACUGUACAUGAUGUAAAUGAUAAAUCUCUGGAGGACAGAAUGGAGAGCUUUUUCCUCAGUGAAACCUGCAAAUACUUGUAUUUGUUAUUUGACAAAGACAACCAUCUCAACAAGGCCCAGUCUAAAUAUGUGUUUAAUACAGAAGGUCACAUGUUCCCGAUUAGUAGUCGAUUUCGGAGAAAGCCGUGGGAAACUGACGAGAAGAAGACGUCAGACACUAAAACAGUCCUCAGUGUGGUUAAAGUCAUCAAGAAUUCGACAUUCUCCAAUUGUGAGACGGUGUCGGAUGAGCAGCGAUUUUUUAUGCCAAUGAAAAGCCCUUACUACCAACAGAUGAGGAGCGCUGUAGGUAAUGGGGACUGAUGAGCAGGCAGUUACCAACCUUUCUUCUAUACUUCAAUCAAAUUGUGACCAGGAGCGGGCUGGGUGUUUCAUGGCUUCCAAAAUGUUCCUGGAAAUUUACUCCUCUGCCAAACAAGAUGAUCACUCUGAGAUAAAAGAGAAAUCCACCAAAGUGCUAUAUGGUUUAUUUUUAACCCCCCCCCCCCCCCACUUUAUUUUUUUUCCAGUGUGAAUCAGUUUGAUACUUGCAUAAUGUAUUUUGGCGUAUAAAAAUUAUGGAAACUUUUACCUGGGAGAUUCUAAACUUAUUCAAGCAAGGAUGUGAAAACACUACAGUGACCAUUGUGGUCUCAUUAGAAUAAACGUAGAACAGUGAUAAAAGGUAUUUGAAGUUAAUGCUUUGAAGUAGGUGUAAGUCAUAAGGACUUUAAUAUUAUUUAUUCUCUAAAAUUUAUUUUAAGAACAAAAUUAAGAAGGGAAAUUGUAUAUAAAAGGGCAUUUUUAGAGUCAUUAAUUUACUGUGAUAAUGUUUGAAAAUUACAGGUAAGGCACUUUGUACAUGUAAAUCAAAAACAAUGUACAUUAUAUUUACAUCUAUUAAAAAUACAAUUCCUUAGAUUUGUUCUCUCUGAAAAUAAUGUGACAUUAACUAUGCUUUGAAAGUUUAAGGAUAAAUAAUACAGAGUGUUUUUCUUCCAAAAUUCAGAUAUCUUUUCUAAAUGAGAUGCUUUUCCUACAUAGGAAGCCAUAUUUGUUUACUUUUGCAACUUAAUAUUUAGCCAAUCCACAUAAUUUGAUGAAAAGUGUAAAAAAGCAACUUUACUUUAUAUGAGUUUUUUGACAAGUUUAUAAAUGUAUAAAGUAUCUAGGGACAUUUUAAAGAGUGUAUUUUUACAUUUACACAAUUUAAAUUUCUUAUUAACAUUUUGCUUGAAAAAAAUGUCGAAAAAUUGUCAGUGUAACUCUAUUGUGUGAGAGGUCUAUAGGAAAAUUUGUUUGUGGUAUGUAUAUAUCCUAAAUAAAAAGGAGGAGAU
Molecule: messenger RNA, 2750 nt
Organism: Saccostrea cuccullata (small rock oyster)
Lineage: Eukaryota; Metazoa; Mollusca; Bivalvia; Ostreida; Ostreidae
Product: ER degradation-enhancing alpha-mannosidase-like protein 1
Exons: 12
Coding region: 34-1737 (567 amino acids)
Biological process (GO): mannose trimming involved in glycoprotein ERAD pathway; carbohydrate metabolic process; endoplasmic reticulum mannose trimming
Cellular component (GO): membrane; endoplasmic reticulum
Molecular function (GO): calcium ion binding; mannosyl-oligosaccharide 1,2-alpha-mannosidase activity
Source: RefSeq, a predicted model, not a curated record